Batrachochytrium dendrobatidis JAM81 is the source of this 276-nucleotide messenger RNA. Its product is annotated as acyl carrier protein. The transcript has 2 exons. Gene Ontology annotation, cellular component: mitochondrion. NCBI's taxonomy places the organism in Eukaryota, Fungi, Chytridiomycota, Chytridiomycetes, Rhizophydiales. The record is from RefSeq and is a predicted model, not a curated record. Gene Ontology annotation, molecular function: acyl binding; acyl carrier activity. Gene Ontology annotation, biological process: fatty acid biosynthetic process. Bases 1 to 276 code for a protein of 91 amino acids.
AUGGUGCGCCAUUUUUCUGCUGGUCCUCCUCCAUUGACUGUGCAGCAGAUUGAGGACAGAGUCCUGCAUUUACUCAAGGACUUUGACAAAGUCGAGGCCUCCAAGCUUGUUCUGGAUGCACACUUUACAAACGACCUGGGUUUGGACAGCUUAGAUCAGGUUGAAAUCACAAUGGCUCUUGAGGAUGAAUUCAGUAUUGAACUUCCUGAUCGUGAUGCUGAGGAGAUUCUUACUCCCAGACUUGCCGUUGAAAAGGUAAGACUUGCCAACACUUGA